GUACUAUACACCUCAGUCGGCAGCAGUUUUAUUGGAGGACCGGCAAAUCCGGAAGGUCCCUUCACGUUGCCUGGACCACGGCUUGGACUGAAACACUGAUAUUCUUAGCUGUCAUUUGCAAGAUAACGGAUGACAAACCUCAGCUGGGCGAGCUACCGGCCCAGAACUGGAUGACUUUGACCUGCCACAAUUUAACAAAGCGGUGACAGGAGCAGCAGACGGCGGCAAAGACACGCCUGAACUGUUUGGGUAGCCAGGAGGCGUAGCGAAGGGAACGGGCCUGGCGCCAGCCCCAACCGCCCCAACCGCCGCGCGGCGGGCGCAACCUUGACACGCAUUCAUGCCGCUGCGGCCGGGCGUCUGCGCCUGAGCCCCGAGGCCGGCGGUUGCGUCACCGAUGUGCAGCAGGUCUGAGCAGGAGAGGGCCGCAGGCGGGGCGGCAGCUGCUGCACCUGAAUCUGACGACGGCGUGUCAAUUGCAGAGGCUGCAGCGGCAGAGAUGGCAGCGGAGGCGGCUGCAUGCGCCAAGCACGACAGCUCGGACGCGGCAGUGUUAGCGGACGUCGCCGCGGCCGCUGCCGGCUUGUACGCAGCAGCAGCCGCCAGCAGCGGGUCCGACCCAGACGACCACAAGCCGCUGCACCGCCGCUCCGGCGGCAGCGCCCCCGGCGGCGGCGGCCAGGAUGGCAGGGGUCAGCGACAGCAGCGGCAACAGCGGCAGCGGAGCGGUGGUGCGGGCACUGCAGCUGGGGCCACACCCGCCGCCAUGACCCCGCGCAAGCGACGUCUGGCGGCGGCAGAGGCCCCGGACCUGGACCCGGACCCGGACCCACAUACGGACCGGGAGGAGACUGAGGCCGCUGACAGCAGUAGCAGUGGCAGCGGCGGCAGCAGCGACAGCGGGGGGUCUGGACAACGGCGUGUGAGGCCCAGGCGGCAGCGGCAGGCGCCAGCCAGCCGCAGCCGCAAGCGCAGCCGCAAGCCGGCCGCAUCCAGGCGGGCGCUGGGCAGCCCGGCGUCGGGAGGCAGCGCGCGGCAGCGGCGGCGCAAGGGCGGCGCUGACAGCGACCCAAGCUAUGACCCCACCAGCAAUGAGGAGUCAGAGAAGCAGUCGGCGGGUGAGGACGAUGAGGUGGUGGGCGAGGAGCAGGACGAGGAGGAAAAGGAGAAGGAAUGGAAUGAGGAGGACGAGGACGAUCAGGAAGGGGAGGCGGAGGAGGAGGAGGCGGCGGCGGCGGAGGAGGAGGAGCAGGGGCUUGGGGACAAGAACUCAAGCAAUGACGACGAGGAGGGCGAGGGAGAGGAGGAGGAGCAGAUGGAGGAGGACGAGGAGGAGGAGUUGACGCCUGCGCCUUCCCCUCGUUCCGGCGGCAAGCGUGUGGGCAACAUGGUCCUGAGGUCCAGGGGGGGCGAGGCCAAAACCGCCCACACGCCGGCAGCAGCAGCAGCCGCAGCCGCUGGCGCCAGCCCUGCCUUCAGCCCGCGGCAUCGGCUCAAGCCCCUGGGAUCGGCUGCCGUUGCAUCAGCCGGGGCUGUUGGCGGCGGCGCGGUGGGCGAUGACGCCGAACUGGAGGACGAUCUGUCGGAGGAGGGGGAGGAGGAGGAGGCGGCAGCCCAGCCACAGCAGCAGCAGCAGCAGCAGCACCGCCAGCACCAGCCGCAGCAGCACCAUCAGGCGAGGGUGGCGGCGGCGGCGGCGGACCUUGGCGAGGACGACACGGAGGACGGGGACGACACGGAGGGCGGGGAGGGGGAGGGCGGGGAGGGGGAGGAGGAGGAGGAGGGGGACUCAAGCUUUAUAAAUGAUGAGCCCGAGCCGGGACAGGAGGCGCUGGACCCCGAGGCCGUGGCCCAGGCGCUGGCGGCGCUGCGGCCGCACCUGCUGCCCACCUGGGAGAACUUCAUCACGUGGAUGGACAAGCUGGUGCGGCACAUCCUGCGGCUGCCGCUGAGCGAUGACGAGGCGGGGGAGCAGCUGCGGCUGGACUUCAGCGCAGUCGAAAAGCGCUUCGGCGACGACCUGGAGCUGAUGCGAUCCAAGGCCAAGUCGUUCCACUGGGUCCGGGCUGACCGGAAGUGGCGCAUCUGCAGGCAGCUGCAGCGCUACCCGGUGCUGCUGCUGGCGCACCAGCCCGCAGCCCAGCACUACAGAGUGGCGGCGCCGGCGCCGGCAGCAGUGUCUGGCGGCGCUGGUGGCGGUGGCGGCGGCGGCGGCGAGGGCUGGCAGGUGGGGGCGGUGGCGGAUGACGACUAUGAGGAGCCGGAGGACGAGCGUGGGGAUGAGGAGGGCUCGGAGGAGGACGAGGGGGAGAGCGGGGAGGCGGAUGAGAGAGGAAGCGAGGAGGGAGCGGAGCGCGAGGACGAUAAGGAGGAGGGCGAGGGCGAGGAGGACACCGGGUAUCGCACGGACGCCCAGAAGGGCGACUCGACACAGGACGAGUUGCCGGAGGACCGCGGUGACGGCAAGCUGCGCUGCCGCCUGUGCAGCUCGCACCGGAGCUAUCAGCUCCACGAGGUGGGUCUGGCGGGUCGCCCCAUCGGCAAGCCGCCGCGGCGCCACCGCAAGCACCCGCAGUGGAACGGCGUGCGCUCCUUCCGCACCGCCUCCUGCUGCCUGGGCCGGGCCGCCCUCUACCACGCCAUCGCGCACUUCCGGCGGCGGGUGCUGGCGGCGCUGCGGCGGCGGCUCAAGGACGCGGUGCGCCUGCUGCUGCCGCCGGCUCGGGCCGCCGGCACGCCCCGGCGCCAGCAGCGCCAGCCACGGCUCCUUCGGCCGCUGCGGGAGGCGGCGGGGCGGGAGGUGCUGGCCGAUGAGGCCUUCCUGCGCCGGCUGUGGGCGGCCUACACGUCGCUGCGGACCGCCGCGGCAGGGCUGUACGACGAGGAGAGCCGCGGAGGCCAGGGCGGAGGGGGCGGCGUGGCGGAUCACGCGGGCUAUGGGGCCACCGCCGCCGCCUGGGCCGUGCACCCCACACACGAUGGCCGUGAGAGCCCGGUGCCGGGUGUGCCGCGCGAGCCGCUGCGGCGCACCUGGCGCCCGCCGCCCCCGCCGCCACCCCCUGGUGUGGGUGCCGCUGGCGCUGCCGAUGACAACCACGGGCACAGCCCACAUGGCGGGCACGGAUACGAUACUCAUGAUUGCGGCGGCACCGGCAAGGCUCGAGGCGCCGCCGCGGGCGUCGCUGCAGCUCAAGCGCUGGCGUCUCCAUGCGCCGCGCGCCAGCAGGCACUGGCGCAAGCGGCCGCGGACACAGGGCCGGCCGAGCCUACCGGAGCUGGGGCAGGAGGUGGGGCGUCUGCUGUGACCACACCAGCAGCUACUGCAGCAGUCGCAACAGCGGCGGCGGCCCUGGCAUACGUGCGCCCGCCGCGACAGCCGCACGUGACUGGGCACCAGAUGGCGGCGGCAGGGUCGGCCGGGCCGCAGACCCACACGCAGGCGGCAGCGGGCGAACACACGGCCACGGCAGCGGCGGCGGCAGAAGAAGGACCCGCGGCUGCCGUAGCAUCGGCACGCGUCGAGGCGGCAGGGGCAGCGGUCGACAGCCGGGGUGGCGCCACCGGCCGCACGCAAAUGCAAGCCGCCGCCGUUACCGCCGCUGCUCCCACGACUCCGGAGGAGGAGCAUGAGGACGACGAUGACUCAGUGGCGGUGCAGGUGGGGCGCCAGGUGGCGGCGGCCCGGGCCGCAGCUGAGCAGUGUCGUGCCGCCGCCCGGGCCGCCCGCAUGCAGGCGGACGCAGCGGCGGCAGCCGAGGCGGCGGCGCGGCGGGCGGCGGCGGCGGCGGCGGAGCAGGCGGAGGGGGCGGCGGCGGCGGCCCGGGCGGCGGUGGAGGCGGUGCGGCGGGCUGAGGCGCUCCUGGCGGAGGCGCUGGGAGGACACAGAGACUAACGCCCUGGACGAUGUGCGGAGAGGCGGAGCCCUUUCCACGAAGGCUUGAUGUGCGGGAGCAGGCAGAUCCGUUGAGUAUCCGGUGUUGCACAGUUUAGUGUGCGUAGGCCGUUGCAAACCCUGGCAAGGAUUGAUUUGCUUGGACGCUGGUUGUCAGCCGUUGCAAAUUGUGACAUUGCUCGUAUCUUCUGUCCAUCUACGUUGUGGGUGACUUGGGAGGUCAGGCUCCGCAUGGAGGUCUGGUCACAACACAGCAGCGGCGGGAAGUGCGUCCGUCAUGUGCGGCGUGCGUGCGGACCAGCCGUGGGAAUAGCCCUGAUAACCUCGGGCCCAGUACUGCUGAUCGCCCUCUGCGGCAUAGCAGCCCUUCAUAAUGCUAUUGAAU
This is a messenger RNA of Chlamydomonas reinhardtii, 4277 nucleotides long. RefSeq lists its product as uncharacterized. The coding region runs from base 398 to 3892 and encodes 1164 amino acids. Gene Ontology annotation, biological process: clathrin-dependent endocytosis; clathrin coat disassembly. The transcript has 9 exons. Gene Ontology annotation, cellular component: vesicle; intracellular membrane-bounded organelle; cytoplasm. The record is from RefSeq and is a predicted model, not a curated record. Gene Ontology annotation, molecular function: clathrin binding. Lineage: Eukaryota; Viridiplantae; Chlorophyta; Chlorophyceae; Chlamydomonadales; Chlamydomonadaceae.